AUGGCGGCCUUCCUCCGAAAUCCAAGAAUCCAAUUCGGUGUUCUUCGUGGUACACAGCCAACUCCCUCCCGUCUAUGUCCCCCCCGUUACCUCGUCUCCGUGCAUCAGCAGUCGUUCUUUGGACGUCCGGAUCGAAACCAGGGCGGCGAUCACCAUUUGGAUACCUGUCUGUGGUCUUCCUUGGACCCAAGAAUGCUCACGCGCUCCGUUAUCACAUGAUGCAGGUAAUCUGUUGUCAUCUUGGAGUGCCCAGACGCGGAGUAGGGCCCUGUUGAACCCAUUGCCGAGCCCUGAGGCUGGAGGAUGGAGGGGAAGUGGCGGCCAUCCCUAUUCUUCCUGGGCGGGAGGGACGAGGGCAUGGAACUACCAGUCACACCAGCGGUCGGAGCUGGCAAAGCUGGGAGAUUGGGCUUGCUUCGGUUUGACAGCUUUGGCCGGAGGUGAGCCAGAAUUCAGCAAAUUCUCUACUAUGUUCAUGAUUUUGAUGACCGUGGAUAAUGACGAAGAACAGUGUUCAUAGAAGUGCUUGGAACACUGUGGAUUUAUGAUCUCAAUGAACUAAGUUGGCAGGAGCUCUUAACAAAAUCUAAUGGCCUUCUUCCACAGGCCUUUUCUGGACAUCUUCAAGCACAUCAACAGAAGAAAUGGUGAGAUCUUCUCGUUUUAUCCCUCAUUAGCUUCCAUUUAAAUCAUAUUCUGUGUUCUAAGCUCUUUUCAUUGGGAUUGCAGUCGAUCCUAGAAAGACUGGGGCAGCUACUUCUUCUGUACGGAGCAUUGAGGUACUCUCUCCAGGUGAGGCCUCGGAACAAAUUCCUCCCCUCCCAACUCUCUCUUUCUCUCUCUCUCUCUCUAGCUUUCUGUAAGCUCUAUGUUUUGGUUUUCUCAUGUUUUUCUCUGUGCAUUGAGGGGAAUCAGAGGAAACUACUGAGGAUAAGACUGAAAUGGCUUCGUCUUAAGCUGGUAAGACCUUCUGGUGGUACCCUUUUCCAUCGAUCUUUCAAUGCUACAAGUAGUAAACCUGAUCAAGAGAGACGAUCAGGUGGUGAGGGAGGUGAAGCUCCGAGAGUUUGAGCGAGAGAAGGAGGCCUGCCUGGUCGUGCUUGAAGACAUACUGGAGGGUCUGGAGGACGACCUUCUGGACGAGAUUGGGAGUCUCGCUGAGCAGGUUCCCAACCAGAGUGACGACCCUUUUCUGGACUCUGCCCUCUCCUUGCUCUGGAGAAUCGAUAAGCUUCGGGAGGCCAUCGACAGCUUCCCUUUUAUGGAAGCUGAUCCCAAGAAAACCGAAUGGCUCGAGGAACAGCUGACCAGACUAGAGCUCCUGGUAAGAGCACUCCUCCCUGAUCUUCCUCCCCUUCGAGCAUUUGGGCGACAGGAGCAUCCGCCAUUGAUGGAACCCGUGCAGGUGAAGCGAUUAGUGGGAUUCCACACCGUGAAUGAAGCUCGCAUCACGCACAACAAGGAACUGAGGGCUAAAGUCGACGACCUGUUACUGAAUCUGGAAAAGGAGAGAUGA
Molecule: messenger RNA, 1516 nt
Organism: Spirodela intermedia
Lineage: Eukaryota; Viridiplantae; Streptophyta; Magnoliopsida; Alismatales; Araceae
Source: the annotation of a GenBank genome assembly